Xylaria bambusicola is the source of this 2152-nucleotide messenger RNA. Its product is annotated as DNA-directed RNA polymerase I subunit RPA34.5-domain-containing protein. Lineage: Eukaryota; Fungi; Ascomycota; Sordariomycetes; Xylariales; Xylariaceae. The record is from RefSeq and is a predicted model, not a curated record. Bases 317 to 2077 code for a protein of 586 amino acids. Gene Ontology annotation, biological process: transcription by RNA polymerase I. The transcript has 3 exons.
CGGCGCGAUUAAGAGCCUACCGGGCUCAGUCUAGGCUAGAAGCUAGGUAGUUGACUUAGUGGUGCUUAGGUUCAACUUUAGCUCUGCCUUAAUUACUUACAGGGCUGUCUGGGUUGCUGGUCAAUCAAUGAACCAGGAUGGGGCAGGGCGCGUUUUCAACCUGUAGAGCUCCCAAAAAUUUCUUGACCAUCUCACGAUUCUACGAUUCUACAGCACCGCAUCACUGCACCACCCAACAUCCCUACCUCAGAUCUUCCCAAUUCCUCGCGCGCUGCCACCUAUCGACGUAUUUGGAUGUAAUUGACAAUCUCACACCAUGAGGGGCGCAAAAGCCAACAUUGGCUCGCUUAGCAGCAUGGCUAGCAAAGUCCGCCAGGAAAAGAAGAAGAGCGCCUCUGCGAAAGCGAAAGCCCCACUUGCGCGUGCGCGUGAAGCUAACAAGCCUUUCAAGGGCGCCAACAAACCUGUCGAUUCGAGCAGCGAUAGCGAUAGCGACAGCGACUCUUCCGCAGCUAGCGCGAGCGGUAGCGAUAGUGAUGACGACCUUGAUGCUGCCCGCGCCAAGUUCCUUGCGGGCAAGGCAGCUAAGCAGAAGAAGGCUGCUGAGACCAAGGUGAACGGUCUAAAGCCAGCAUCGACACCAGCGAAACCCUUACCCAAAGGAACUAUCCCACCAUCCGCACAAAAGCCUGCCGGCGAAUCCUCAUCUGGAUCCGAUUCCGAGUCAGACGAGCCGAGUUCUGACGGCUCUUCCUCCAGCCGCCCUCCUGUUAUAGACCAAAGCAAAUCUGUUGUGAAGAAGCAGAAGAGUAAUAACAGCAGUGAUAGCACCAGUUCUAGCGACAGCUCUAGUGAGAGUGAAGGACCUAAUACGGGAAAUAAAGCCCUUGAGAACAAAUCUUCAUCAAGUGAAUCAAGCGAGGACAGCAGCAGCGACAGCGACGAUGAAGGUCGGCCAAGUACCAGUGCUGAGACCGCUGUGAAGGGCAGUACCCAAAACCUAGCCAACACCGCCCAAAGUUCUUCUAGUGAGGAAAGUGAUAGUGAUGAUGAGAGUGACGGUGAUAAGAUGGAUGUCGAUACGUCUAGUAAAGACAACGUCCCGAUAGAGCCAAUGUCUCAAGUGUCGCGAGCACCAUGGUUGAACAACUCCGAUUUCAUGCUUCGCAAAGCGUCUUCUGGCAACCCCGGCAAAGAAGUCGCUGACUUCUUCAGCAACGCCAAUCUAGAGGGCAAGCAGGUGUGGUACUUCACCGCACCGGCUUCUCUCCCUAUCACUGUUUUGAAGGAUAUGGAGAUUGAUCUAUCAAAGGCAACCAAAGGCGAAGCUUUAUUGAGCCACAAUGGCGACAAUUAUGGCUUAGAUCUCGAGUCCUACGCCACGAAUACCCAAAUUCAGUUGCUCAUCCCUUCGGGUAGUGGCGACAAAUAUACAUCCUUGAAUCGCGGCAUUGAUUCUACGGUUCACUUACGGCGCAUGGCAAAGUUUGGCCCGGGCGGUGAAGUUCACGCUACUGCGACAGAUAAUUACGUUCCGGUACCGAAACCUAUAAGACAACAGCCCGAAGGUCUCAGGGUUCGUUAUACUCCUAUUGGUGUUCCUACCCCUGCAAUUCCAAAUAUAGUCCCGACAAAGACGACGCCCGCAAAAGUAUCCGGGUCUCAAGCGAAGAAAAACCCAUAUGUACAGUCGUCUUCUAGCUCAGAUAGCGAGUCCGAGAGUGGAUCUGACGUGGAGAUGACUACGCCGAGCGCAUCAACUAAACCAGCCAGUCAAUCGAAACCGACGAAAUCGGGCCUGGCAAAUGGGGAUCGAAAACGAAAACAUUCGGGCGCUGAUGAUCAAUCAGCUAAACGAGUCAAGGCUGAACAGAUUACGGAAAGAUCGAGUGCCAAAAAACAGGCCACUAUUCAGGCUCCUAAUCCAUCAGCCACACCAUCGAAAAAGUCUUCUAAAGGCAAAGAGAAAAAGGACAAGGUGAAGCAAGAGAAAACACCCAAGUCAACUGCUAUGACACCUACGACAGCGAGGCAAACACCUAUUCCUCUUCCGAAUGUUCCUGGAAUGAGGCGUUAAUACCAAGCUGAUGAAACCUGUGAGACAUUGUCCUUGAGGCUUAUUUGACUUCUACUACAGUUACAGGCGUUAUCU